This is a messenger RNA of Durusdinium trenchii, 985 nucleotides long. NCBI's taxonomy places the organism in Eukaryota, Dinophyceae, Suessiales, Symbiodiniaceae. The record is from the annotation of a GenBank genome assembly.
CCUGCACAAACACGUCGACCUCAAAGGGUUUGGUGCCGCCAUGCCGCAGAAGGUGCAGCCCAUGUCGAGGGGCGCGGAGCGCGAGGAACUUCGCUUCGCGCAGAGUCGACCUGCCCAACAUGCCGAGAAUCAGUACGAGGGAUUCUUCAAGGGCAUGGGCUCCACUUCCAAGGAGGUGAUUUGCAGCAAGAAGGCCUCGCAAUUGAAGCGCUUACACGAGGCCACCCACUUUGCCAUUGGCUGUCAGAAGUGGGACGAGGACACUCGAGGGGCUUCUGUGAGCCAUAGCACCUUCGUGGAUCCUGAAGUGGUCUAUGCCACCUGUGAUGCCCCGGACAAGAAUAUGAGCAGCCCGGUGCAUGUUGGAAUCAAGAGGUUGAGCUGGUGGAGGGAUGUGGAUGGUUUUGAAGAGGGACUAGGUGUCGUGGAGCUGCGGCAGCAAGUCUUUAAACCGGUGACCCACUACCGCACCGAGCAGCGGGACCGCUUCGAGGAUCCAGGUCCCCAGCCCAAGAACGACCCGCUCAUCCCACCGGUGACCGUGCACCUGGGCGAUGACCAACCUGGCUAUGCGCUGCAGAGCCAUGCGGUGCACCGGAAGAUUCCAGCUGAGGAGCACCACGGCGCCCGGGCGCUGCGCGCGGCGGGCAGCGGAGUGCUGAUCCCCACUGCGGUCUUCCCGAAACCCGUGAGGUGCAACCCGGUCACUGGCGGUCCCAGGAACCUAGAUGUCUACGACCUGGGUGUGGCCAACGCGGUGCGGCACGAUCGUGUGAGCCAGAAUAGUUCCACCAUCGUGCGCGAGGCCCAUGUGCGGAACCCCAUCUCGGGGACCGUGAUGCCACUGCAUGAAUAUGCGAACCCCAGAGGAAUUGGCGUCUCGCCUGGUCUGGGCCGCCUUUUUUGUGGGUGUGAGGAGGGUGGGGCCUUUCCCAAGAAAAACACAGAGGACCCUACAUGGCACUAUAAGAGUCAGUUGCUUUGA